CAGCGCCCGGUGCGGCGGCGAAGGGCGUCCGGGUUCCUUCCGGCUGGCCGGCAGCGGAGGGGGGGAGCGGCCGCCAUGGUGGGCCCGGGGCCGGGCGGCGGGGCGCCGCUGGAGAACGCCAACCCCCUCAUCUACCGCCGCUCGGGGGAGCGGCCGGUGACGGCGCGGGAAGAGGACGACGAGCUGCCCGACUCCAUCGACGACCGGGAGAUCUUCGACCUGAUCCGCUCCAUCAAUGACCCCGAGCACCCCCUCACCCUGGAGGAGCUGAACGUCGUCGAGCAAGUGCGAGUGAAGGUGAAUGACGCAGAGAGCACGGUGGCGGUGGAGUUCACCCCCACCAUCCCUCACUGCAGCAUGGCCACCUUGAUCGGCCUCUCCAUAAAGGUAAAACUGAUCAGGUCUCUGCCGGAGAGAUUCAAGCUGGAUGUUCAUAUAACACCAGGAACACAUGCCUCUGAGCAUGCAGUUAAUAAACAGCUUGCUGAUAAAGAACGUGUAGCAGCUGCUUUGGAAAACUCUCACUUACUGGAAGUGGUGAAUCAGUGUUUGUCUGCUCGAUCAUAACUGCCCAAUGAGGAAAUCGCUGGUAUUCUGCUAUGUCAGUCUAAUUUUGUGUGUAAGUGGUGAUGCUAGUGUUACACUAUACAUAUAUCUAUGAACAAAAUAAAAUUACUUGGAUUUUCUUAAAGAAUUGUUUCAUUGCUCCUACAAAAACAGUAUGUGAGAAAUUAGCUUACAGGCAGCUACAAAAAUAUAAUGAAAAUUGACUUUUAAAUUUUAUUAGUCAUUGCAUAGGUAGGAUUUUUCUUAAAAAAGUUUUGUUUCGACCUGUUUGUAAAAGGUUUCUCCGUAUCGAAAAUUAGUUAUAAACUGUAUUUUAGGAGUGCAUUUUGCACACUGGACUUUACAAGCAUGCUAAGCUAAUUGACAGUUUAAAAUCUUUACAUUCAUAUGACUGUUUUGGACUGCUAAUCUAAUUUUAUCUGCAGACAUCAAAAAACGUGUAAGUUCAUGUGUGCAAAGUUGUAACACAUUUUAGGAGUAAGUGUAAGCCCUUUUAAAUUAUCUGCCUGGUUUUUAUUAUAGUAACUUGGAUUAGCCAAAUAUGGAGGACUCUUUAGACCUGUAUAAAACAUGAUUUAUUUUUAAUUACGUAUUACUUGUGGUAGGAAAUACAGUAUCUUUAAAGUAGGGGUUUUUUUCGUGCACCUGCCACAAUAUAGGAGCGAGUAUCAGGUAUUUUGGUGCCUGCACACUUGCAAUGUUACGUUCAUCAUUAUCAGUUAUCUGGAGAGUAACUGAUACACAUUUUCUUUUGAAAGUAGAUUGUGCUCACCUGUUUGAUGGUAAUGCUUUGUAUUUUGGUAGCGUUUUCUCUUGGAGGAUCUCAGAUGCUAUUUUGAAAAUGGUGAAGCUUGUGAGCACUAUGUAAACCACAGCCUAGUAGUCCAGUCUGGUCUGUAUUGAGCAGCUGAGGAACCUGAGGCAGUGGUGAGCCAAGUGUGACAUCUAAAGUCACAUAGCAAAACAGGACAGAAACCAACCCAAAUCUUCCCGUUUCAGAAAUGAGGCCCCCAGUUUGUGCGGGGCUGUGUAGCGGCUUUAAUCUGAUUAUUUAGUUUAGCAUCCUUUGAAUGAUCAGCACUUGCUUGGAUGUAAGAAUGAAACUGUAAAUAAAGACAAUACUUAUGUAGUAUUAAUAUUGGGAAAGGAGCAGAAUGACACAGCUGUUAAUACUGCCUUUCCUCUCUGCUUCUCUUGCUGAGUCACUGAACUGAUUAGUUCUGACAUUGCCAACGUUUGCACCACAAAUGAAACUUCAGCCAUGGCGAUGCAUGCAGGCAGCUCAUAGGUAGCAUGCUUGGUUGGUUUGAUUUUGUUUUCUGGGGUUUUUUAACAGAAAAUUAAUUUUGCCAUCCCAGAUUUUGGGGAAGAAAGGAAUGCAAAUAUGUGCCAGGGGAAAACAGAAAGAUGACUAAUCUGUCAACAGAUUGCUUCAACCUGCGCUCCAAAUAGAGAAGGAAUCAGUAAAUUAUGCUUUGUUGAAUCUCUCUGCUUGGCUUUCACCACUACAUAACAAUAUUGUUAAAUAAUUUUUUGGGAUGUUGGCACUUGCCUCAUGAAGCACGUUGUACCCAGUAACCCUAAGGGUGCGCUUUGCACCACUUACCUUUUCAGAGAAGCAACAGUAUGCGGUUAGAUUGUUUUAAUUUAUAGUAUGUAGCUGGGGGAUGAUUUUUCAGUAAAGGGACUCUAUUGUGGAUAUCAAAGAAAAGGUCUGACUUCUGCUGCUUAGGGAUGGAGAAUCCUAUUACUGGCAUGUUUCUUUAAGUGAUGUGGAUGUUAUAUUUAUGAGAUGAUAAAUAGGACAGUAAGGACAAACCACAGUUACUUUGUUGAAGAUAACAUGUCCUCCUGUGCAGGCUCCCUCAACUUGGGUACUUGCUGCAUGAUAACGUACUGCCAGUUCUAGCAAAAAUCUUCCAUUCCCUGGUUUUAAUGAUUGUUAGCUGGCUCUUGCUGUAUGGAGAUAAAGUGGGAGAAGAAAACAUUAAUUUGUUACAAAUAUUUCUUUUCAGACUUUUAUUUUUCCAAAAAGCUACUCCUAAAUUUAGCCUCUGGAAUGCUUUGUAAUAGGACACAUUCCAUCAGAAACUAUGACCCUUUAGAGCAGCUGUGUUGAAUACAAACAGCCUCAUUGAAGUCCAGGAAAAAUGCCAGAAGCAGACAUCUGUUUCCCAUUCCUAGGCUGUGGGCAGAGCCUUCAAGGGGUGGCUGGAUGGCAUUCAGGACUCCCAAUGCUUCCAGGGGUGGCUGGAUGGCAUUCAGGACUCCCAAUCCGCAAACACCGUGACAGGAGCUCCUUAGGGCAGCUGGCUGUGCUGGGCACUGAAGCAACCUGUCCCGCCUUUGAGCCCGCAGACCAACACAGUUGGUGUGUCUUGGGUCCCACCACACUGCACAUACUUGGGCCUGCCCACACAGACCUCUCCCCAGCUGCUCCCACGCUAUCGCUGCUGCCUACCCACCAUCUGAAACUUCCGAAGACCCUGCAUCCCCCAAUUUCAUGAGCGGCAGGGAAACAGCUCAGCAGCUUUGUAUCCAACGGCGCAACUGAACUGUCUGUGGAAGAACUUCACACUUCAAUGGUAAUAUUUUUCGUGCUCCUUGGCUGGAGUGAUGUGUACCACACACUGGGAACUGUUAGUUAAAAAAAGGUAUUUCAGUCUUCUGGCCAUGCUUAAGAUUGAUGUGUUUACAUCAAUAAAGUGCUUUGAUAAAGAUC
Chroicocephalus ridibundus (black-headed gull) is the source of this 3289-nucleotide messenger RNA. RefSeq names its product cytosolic iron-sulfur assembly component 2B (gene CIAO2B). Gene Ontology annotation, biological process: iron-sulfur cluster assembly. Bases 76 to 567 code for a protein of 163 amino acids. The record is from RefSeq and is a predicted model, not a curated record. NCBI's taxonomy places the organism in Eukaryota, Metazoa, Chordata, Aves, Charadriiformes, Laridae. Gene Ontology annotation, cellular component: cytosolic [4Fe-4S] assembly targeting complex. The transcript has 5 exons.